AAGCAAAAGCGAGUUGUGUCAAGAUUUUUACAUUUUCUUCUUAGAUUUUUAUCUCAAUAAAAUGUAAAAAGUAUUCUGAUUUACAAUGAUCAAAUAGCGUUGUACGUACAUUUUGUUAAAAAGCAAUCAAAAUGUUAUAUUGAUGUUCUUAUUUUACGUUAGAACUGUGAUAAUCUGAUGUGUCAAGUGUAGGGCUCUGGAGGCGACAAUAAAUUAUUGCUUUUUAUUCCAUAAUUGGGAGUUUAUUUUAGCUUAUUCAGUAGUGUGUUAUUGUUCAAUUGCUUGAAGAAUUCUAUUUUGAAUAAUGAUUCUUUUAUGACUUUGAGGCCGUGUGUUAUUCGUCUGCACAUCUGUUGUUCAUUAUAUCAAGUUUGGUAUUACGACAAUGUCUUCAAUUAUUCGCAAAUAGAAAGCUAGUAGCAAGUAGUAUUAUACAUUUUAAGCCUUUUAAAAUAUGCCUGAAUUAUAAUUACUCUCAUUGUAAAGAUUCAAUGUAACAUCAGUAUAUUAACAGUUGCAAUUAACAUUAUUUGCAGUUUGUAAUUUAGUAAACAGUCUGAUUAGUGUUGUGAUGUGUGUAUCAAGUGAUAUAGUGGUUAUCAUUGAUGAUAAGUUAGUAUUAGUGCAGUGAAAUGGCAAAAAAGUCAGAAAAUACCGGCGGAAAGCUGGUUACUGUGUCUGUGGUCGGGUUGUCUGGUACUGAGAAGGAGAAGGGUCAGUUGGGAGUGGGCAAGUCGUGCCUGUGCAACAGAUUCGUCCGGACGCACGCUGACGACUACAAUGUCGACCACAUAUCUGUGUUAAGUCAGUCGGACUUCAGCGGACGAGUGGUGAACAAUGACCACUUCCUGUAUUGGGGCAGCGUGCCGAAGGAGAACGAUGAACAGGAGUACAGGUUCGAGAUCAUCGAGCAGACAGAGUUUGUGGACGACGCCUGCUUCCAGCCGUUUAAAGUGGGUAAAACAGAAGCAUACAUAAAAAGAUGUGUAGCGACCAAGAUCCAAUCCGCUGAGAAGUUGAUGUAUGUGUGCAAGAACCAGCUGGGCAUAGAGAAGGAGUACGAGCAGAGGUUGAUGCCGGACGGCAAGUUGUCUGUGGACGGGUUCCUGUGUGUCUAUGACGUCAGCUUGGUGCCUGGACGCAGUUGGGAGAAACAGAACGAAACGCUAGCAGCAAUACUCCAAAACAUUCUGAAACUAAAGAAGCCUGUAGUUCUUGUAACCUCGAAGAAUGACGAGGCGUGUGAGCAAGGGGUCCGCGAGGCUGAGCGACUGGUCCAGAGGAAGGAGUUCAAGGGAGCCAUACCCAUUGUGGAGACGUCCAGUCACGACAACGUUAAUGUGGACCAGGCGUUCUUCUUGCUGGCGCAGAUGGUUGACAAGUCCAAGGCUAGGAUAAAGGUUGCUAACUACGCCGAAGCUCUGAGGAUAAGGAGGGAGACGCUGGACUUUGUGACUGAAGCAUUCACACAGCUCAUCAGGAUACACGUGCAAGAUCACAAGGAGAUGUGGUCGACAGUUAGCAAGAGACUGUGUCACUACCCCGAGUGGGUGAAGUUUGUGCAGCAAUUCGGAAAUGAUGGCACUCAGGUGGUGUUCCGUCGACACAUCAGAAGACUGAAGGAGGAGCGUUCAGCCAAGAAGCUUCGCAAACAGCUGACAAAGUUACCUCAAGUGCUAGCUAGGAUGGGACUGCCCACUGAGGAGUUGCAGGAGAACGACUGGCCAAUGGUGGUGCGUCAGUUACGAGCGCACAGAGAUUUCUCAGUGUACUUCAGCUCGGCCCCACAAGAUUCUGGCUCUUCAUGUUGCUCGGAUAUGGAUAGUCCGUUGGGGACGGACACUACACUACGAGUCGGAGAGAGGGCUGUUAGAUAUCAGACGCUCGGUCAAUCGCAGAAGAUUCCGUAUGAAAUACUGGAGAGCAACGAAGCGGCUGCCGUCUUCAAAACUUUCUUACACGAAGCUCAAGAGGAACAGAGAAACUAUGAAUGGUGCCAACAAUUUAAGCGUCUCCUAGAAGAGACAGGCUACGUGACUCCAGGAAAACAGCUGUCUGAAGUGAGGGUCCUGCUGAUGGGGCGGGAGUGCUACGAGGCUCUCACCGAGGAGCAGCAGCAGAGGGUCUACGACCAGCACCAGCGGGAGAUACAGCGGAGGGCCAAGCAUAACCUGCAGGAACUCUUGCUGGAACACGCGGACUUGUUCUACCACUUCAAGAGUAUAUCUCCUACUGGCACUAUCACUCAAGAAGACAUCAAGGAAAUCACUGAUGUGUUGCAGGACGACUUUAGAUACAAAAUGCUGGACCGCAUGGAGCAGGACCGCAAGCUGAUGCUGUUCCAGCACCUGGGCUUCGUGCACUGCCCCAUGCGGGAGCACUGUCCCGCCGCCUCCAAGUGCUUAGACGGCACUCUGCCGGUCAUACUGAACACGAGAGUGGGUUCGCUAACAUCGACGGGCGAGUUGCAAUGCCACGCGGGUCCGCCUGCGGCGCCCUGGGCCCUCACCACGGAUUCCAAUCAGAUCAACGUCAUUAUACUGGGCGUGGAAGGCAUAGCCGAUGAGUUCGGCAAGCGGGUCCUGGCCGGCUGCGACGCCGAGCGGCGCGCGGCGCAGUGUCGCGUGGAGCUGCGCGUGCGCACUGACGACUUCGCGGCCGCCAACACGUCCGUCGAUGAUUUCGCUGCCAACGGAUAUUUCUGCGUGUAUCAAGACCAGGAGUCGUUUGAGUUCAUCAGGGGCUGCACUGAGAAGACUCUGCUUACGAGUCUCGAACAAGAAGAUAAACAACCCUUCCAGGGUCUUCCAUUGGUAGUGAUGUUCAUCCAAGACGAGGGUAUGGACAAGAAGGAGAUCACGAGAUUGCAGGAGGAGGGACAGAAUCUUGCCGAUAAUUUACACUGUUCCUAUAUGGAAGCGUCUGUGAGUGAACUAGGAACCGAGACGCUAACAACUGACGCGAUACAAGAGUUGAUCAGAGCUAACAGAGAGAAGGCCAGCUAUGCUCAUUUGUAUAAAGACUUGAUUGUGUGCUUCGAUUCAGAUAUCAAGAUAAUGGUGUGUAUGUUCUGCGACGACCCCUAUUCCCCUGAACGAGUGCUGAGUCCGUUGUUGUCUCACCGCGCGUGCUUCCUCACCGGCGACCGCUCCAUCGUUAUAGAGACUUUCCUGGGGGACUCCAAGAGGAAAGUCGAGGUGAUAAUCUCGAGUUUCCACGGCGCGUCGCAAUUCAGAGAGGAGCUCAUACACGGGUUCAUACUGAUCUACUCCGCCAAGAGGAAAGCCAGUCUCGCCACCUUGAAUGCAUUCUCAAUGAACAUCCCCAACCUUCCGAUCCAAAUGGUGGCCGUGACGGACGGCGGGAACUCGGCCGCCACCGCCUUCUUCGGCACCGACGUCGGCCACGCGCUCAUCACGGAGGGCAACGCCACGGCUGACAAGCUGAACGCACACUUCACUACCUACACUUGCAGCGCUGAGAAUAAGUCGGCAUUCUACACUCCGUUCUUCAAGGAAGUGUGGGAGCGCAAGGGCGAGAUCGAGCGCGCGUUCAGACUGGAGCCGCGCCGCAACCUGCCCGACGUCGCGGCCGCGCGUCCGCCGCCGCCGCCGCGUCUGCACUCCUACCUCGACAACCACAAGAUGGAACAUAAGCUGACAAAUUCGCUGGAUCUUCUCAUUGGUCCGGAUUCCAGAGCCGACAUUGACUCUGAGUACAGUGAUACCAUGAACAACAAGAACAGAGGGUUUUUGAAAGGGUUCAGUGUGUACCCGCCGCCCAGCACUCCGCCGGAGCCGGCGCCGCCCGACCACCGCAUGCAUGAUUUAUCUCCGGAUCUCAACUGUUCGGAGGAUUCGCUCAGCACACACGAGUCAGAUGGCGGUGGUCUAUGGCAGCCGGCGAGUUAUGGCCAUAGAGCAUUCACGAUGGGCCCGAGCAAACCCCAUCCGCCGCCGCAGCGACCACGACAUUCGCAGACCCUGAAGCAACCCGGCAAGUUGGACAUGAACAACUACACGAUGGUCAGCGACGCCCUCCAACACAUCACAAUAGGACCUCCACAUUCCAACAGAGAUAGAAAGUCGCAAAGAUCUGGUUGGUCGGCCGGCGGCGCUCAGCAGCACCACCAUCCGUCCGGCGUCAGUUCUGAGACUGAAUUAGAUGCACAAUACGCUCAGAUAAAAGAACCGAACGAAUAUAUGGAAGCGCCAUCUAUGAUGCGGUUGCGGCGACAUCGACGACACGAGAAAACACCACUACACCAGCCAUCCCUCUCUGAAACGGACAGUUCCGGAUCAAGUUCCGCUUCCGGCGGCGGCGCUAGCGCGGCCAGAAUACACAGGAGACGACACAACCACCAUCACGCACAUAGGCACUAUAAGAAACGGUCAUUAGGUAAUUUAGUCGCAGUGCAAAGUCCUAGAGUGCCGAAACUGGGCAUGUUUGUGGGACCGCCUGAACUACCCACCGGCUACCGGGCGAGGACUCAGGAGGAUAAAGCGAGCGAAUCUAGUGAAGGCAGUUCCGACGGAGAGACCAGAAGGCCGCGGCCUCUGCCGCCGCCGCCGCACCACGAACCCGCUCAUAAGAUACUGGGUGGUGAAUAUCCCUCGUCAGCGCAGGACAACUCCUCAUCGAGCGCGGCAGACUCCAGGCGGAGACCACAUCCGUUCUCCAAGCACGACCGCAGACACAAGGAAUUUUCCAAAAGCAAAGACUCGAAGAAGAACUCUACGCAGUUAGCGAAUGCGCCGUCAGCACAAAAUUGGGGACCGCAGGGUUCGCACGGUGUGCCUCUGUUUGUGGAGAAAUGUGUAGAAUUCAUCGAGCGAGAGGGACUCGCCUCUGAGGGCCUGUACCGAGUGCCCGGCAACAGGGCGCACGUUGAAAUGCUGUUCACCAAAUUUUAUGAAGAUCCUAACAUAGAUCUAGAAUCUCUAGACAUACCCGUGAACGCUGUAGCCACGGCGUUGAAGGAUUUCUUCUCGAAGAAACUGCCGCCAUUACUGGAUGAAGCGAGUAUGGCGCAGCUUGAAGAUAUUGCGGCAAUGCGCGGCUGCAUCGCGGGCGGCGUGGAGCUGAAGGACCGCAGCUGGCGGCUGCUGGCGCUGCGACAGCUGCUCAACACUGCGCUCACGCCCGUCGCCAGGGCCACUCUCGACUACGUGCUCCACCACUUCGCCAGAGUGGCUGACAACUGCAAGCUGAACUCGAUGGACAGCAAGAACCUGGCCAUCUGCUGGUGGCCUACUCUGCUGCCGGUGCAGUUCUCGGACAUGGGCCGCUUCGAGAUGACGCGGCCCUACCUCGAGGACAUCGUGCAGACCAUGAUAGACCAGCACCCCUUCCUGUUCCGCGGGCAGGAGGCCUUCGUCAUGGUGUGAGGGGAACCCACAAUGCAGAUUGCAUUCGUGAUGGACGACGUGUGACGUCAUUUUGGUACGGGCCCCAACACUUAACACGCGACUCUCGCCUCUGUUGCCUCGUAAUAAGUGUUAUUUCCGCCCGUGGACUUUGCGAAACGAAACCAUUUGAGUGUUAUAUUACGUAAAGUGUAUGACACGUAAUUUUAGAAAUGUAAGUUUUCAAUAUGCGUAUUAGAUCCUGAAUAUUGUUUUCAGAGAUUUUCGUCGUAAGAUUCGGCAAUUUUUGAUGUCUUCACAGAGGCUAUGAGAUUAUUUUCUGUCUUAAGUGAAAAAUUGAAUGUUUUUUAUAAUUAUUUUAUACUAUAAAAAAUUCUCAUAUCAAUUGGAGAACAUAUUUUCAAUUUAAAAAAAAAAACGUCAUGAAUUUUUUACAUUAAUUUUCUAAUAAAAAAAAACAGUAUUUAAUUAAAAACUUGAAGUUAUAUCUACUGCAUCUAAAUAGGAUAAGAAAAUUCGUGCACAAAAGUAUUUAAUGGUAUAAAAUGUUCUAAAAUAAGUAUUAUUGGUAACAAUUUGUAUUUAUAAUAAUGGCAACACCACGUAUGCACAUUCCGUUCAGUCGAUAUGUAUAAUUAAUUGUUAAUUAUUAUAUUAAUGGUAUUAUAUAAUCGUUGUUUUGUAGCGCAUAAAGCUAGUGAUUAUUUAUAGUGACACCAUUGUAAUGGGCGAGAAAUUUGUGUGUUGGGUUUAGGUAUACAAACUCGUAUACGAAAUGGGUAUACAGUACAGUAAAUAGCGACAUAUAAUUUCGCUUAUUCAGCUGAGGAACUAAGGAAUUAAUUAUUAAUUUCGUUUAUCGAGCUGAGGAACUAAGUGCUACAGCUUUCCUAAAGAGGGCUGACGACAGGCAGGUAGCCGGUCGUAAAAUCACAAUCUAAUCUUCAAAAUGUAUUGUCUCGUCUCAGUUACACAUGAAUAUAUUUGGUCUCCUUUUUUGUGGGUCAGAAAUUGUACAUUUGCCAUUUUUUGAACUUUUUUCAUGUGAUACCAAAUGAAACACUUUAUAAGUACUUCAUUGUUAUUUUUGUAUAUUUAUUAUUAAAAGUCAAUGAGACAUAUUUUCAGUAUUUUAUACCUAUUUUGUAUACGACCAAUUUGAAAUGAGAUUGAAUACGAGAACUCGUUUUUAUAACACCUCAUUUAAUUUUAUUCUAAGCGUUUAUAAAAUUAUAUUUUAUUUACACUGAACUUUCAAUUUUAUAAUUGAGAUUAUUGUUGUAUACGUCUUGUAGAUAUAGCAUCACAUUUUUUUAUAUACACUGUAAGCAUGAGUUUUUUCCACGAAAACGUCAAAAGUUUAUAUAUAAUAUUUUAUUUCUCGUACGAUAGAGGCGCUGUACAUUUUAUAAAUUAUGAGGUUCGUUUCUUUGAUAUAAAUUUAUUGCAUAAAGAAAACACGCAGAAUCGAAAAAUAGAAAAACUGAGCAACGGUAGACUUAUGACGUUCUCGCAAAAACACAUGCUAACCCCGCUGAAGAUCUCUUGUUUUCGUCUGUUUGUCAUUAUUGGCAGCUUUCAUUGAGACUGAUUUCUUGAUGCAAUACUAUACUGAAACUCACAGCGCACUAUGUUACUAUAAAAUUGUAAUACACAUGCCAGCACGCAAGCAACUUGCAUGCCACUGCAUGCCUAUAUAGCUGCAAGUAGCUGGCACGGUACAUUUGCAAUUUUUUUACUGGCACAUUUAAGGUGAAAAAUCCUUUGAAUAAAAAAUAUAUUCAGGUCAUUAUCAAAUAUAUGAUCUGAUAUUCAUACUAUAUCAUUUUUACAGUUUUUUUUAACUCUAUUUUUAAAAGUAACGCAACAUUCAAUAUGGAAAGGCCUAUUUGUAUUAAGUGUUUAUGGCUAGACUGAUGUAGUGUGUAUUGUGAUGUCAUGUAGAAUUAACGCAAAUCAUCCUUACUGGUAGAAUUCUUUCAUGCUCAAAAAAAUAAAUAUAUAAAAAAUUCUGUCAGAUUUCCAAAUUAAGAAAAUUAUAAUAAAAUAUAAGAUAAAUGUUAUAUAAGAAAAUUGUUUUGAACAACAAGAUAUCAAUAUUUGAUUUUAAUACAUAAUAGGUAUUAUUUCCAUCAAUUUGAAAAGAUUUUUGUUAGUAAGGGUGAUUACAUUUAUGCCAUUACGAUCCUUUUUGCCAAUAUUAUAAAGGUCGGGUAUGCUUUAUAUUUUGUUCAAUAUUUACGUAUAUUCAUUGUAACUUUUUGUAAUGUAAAUGUUUGGUGAAUUUGAUACUCGAAUCGAGCAAUGCAGCUUCGUUUUUGUACAUUUUGUUGUGAAGUUUUUCUUAUUAGUAUUAUACGUAACGAAUCUCGAAAAAAGUACAUUAUGCGAAAAGAAAAUGCUUACAAUUUUAUAUGAGAUCCUUUCGCGUCCCAAGCCCUAAUAUAGCAGGCACUUACGCAGGGACUCAAGACCCCAGUCUGCGUCGUGCUUUACGGGUUAAAUUAACUUAUCACAAAAAUUCGCAAUGCAAUUUUGUAUUCUAUAUAUAUGGUGAAUGAGCUUCUUGAGUUACGCGACGCAAUUUCAAUGGAUUUGUUAUAGAUUUUGAAACGGUAACAAAAUCAAUGUAACUAUUUAUAAGAAUAUUUAAUAUAUUAGAUGUCUCCAAUUAAGCGUAGUUAAGUAUCGGGUAAGAUUUUAUCGGUAUAAUAAUGUCAUUAUAUCAUCGUGCGUAUUUGUGUGCGUAUGCGCACCCACACAUAGGUGCGCGCGCGAAACGACACGAAAAAUAUCAUGUCCAUUAGGGGAAUGCGAGGGCGAGGGAAUUUUUUAUAUUUUACUAUGAAUCGAAAAAGACAGAGUGUUACUACUACCUGUGUUUUAAAUUUUAUUUUUCUAGAAAUUUCCGCUCUCCUUGGAUCUCAAACGGAAUGGUCAAUCUCUGAACUUCCCCUAAUGAUUUCGAAAUGCAAUUUCUAUAUAAAUACUUAUUCGAUGUAAAUAUUGUACAUUCGUUUUAUUUUAUUUUUGCGUAACUUAUUUAUUGAUUUUAUUUUUUUAUGGAAAAUAUUUAAAGCCAUAUAUUUGUUAUUGCAUUAUGAUUUGUGAGUGUUUUAUCUUUUUAUACUUUUAGCACAUUUUGUUGUUUUUUUUAAAGCGAUGUGCCAUUAUAUCGGAUAGCGCGAAGUGAUUUGGUGAUUCCUAAUGUUUGUAAGCAUUGGUUUUUUUGUCUUUGAAAAUUCUUGUAGGUUUCUCGAUUGUUCUAAGUAGAAUCAAUGUUCGCUUGGUCGACUGAGCGCUCACUGGCGGAAGGCGCCGCUCGGGUGUAUGUGUCGCUAGAUGGUGGAAAGGUGAUUUUUCGCUUGUAUAGGAUAUCUAGGCGGAUAGUGAGAUUUAGGUACCCUAUGUGGGAGCUCUUGCCUUUGAUGUUAUAAAGAUAGGAUUAUGGGGUUUAACAUAGGUGCAACGACUUGUGUGGUCGGUUUCAAACGUUUGAAUAAUCUUAAGCGUUCUUUUCCUUACAACUCUUAUAUCGUGAUGUGUUGUCAAGCUACGUUAGUCGCUAAAUCAAAUGUACGGUUCAAUUUAGUUUGAACUCGAGAUUUUAUACGAAAAUGUUAUUAGUUUCUUAUUCAACGAAGCCGUUUUGACGAAUUAUGUUUCUAAAUUAAAUUUAAAAUGGAAAUUUGCACCCAAGUGCGGUAAUGUAGGUCAAGGAACAAAAUUCUUUUAAUUAAAAAUAAUUACACUAUUUGAAAGAUAAUUCCUAAAUUUCCAACUAUUACGGUCUUACUAUUAAACUUUGUCUAAAGUUAAACACCUCCAGAAUGAAAAUAUGUUGACAACUAGAAAACGCUAUAACGACUGGAAAUAUAUGAAUUGAGAACAACAAUUCAAAUUCAAUAAAAAACAAAAGUACUCUAAUUAUAAAGGCAUAUAUUUGAUCCCACCGUGACAAGUUCUUUAUGUAACAUGGCGCGAUGAAAACAUCUGAAGAAUAUGACUUCUUAAUAUGGGAGGAUAGUAUGUGUAACCAGUGUUCGACUUCAGACAUAGUUUUGCAGACCGUUAGUUACUAUUUAAAAUUGCAAGUAUUUUUUUAUAAAUAUGAUGUAGUGUGAUGAAUGUUGUGAUAAAACCGUCGCGGCGCCGCCCCGAGCCUCGGCCGUCGCAUCCAUUUGCUAUGCGUCUCCAACUGUACAACACAGUUCAAAGGAAUGUGUCAUAUUUUAUAAUAAAUAACCAUAUAUGUAA
This is a messenger RNA of Plodia interpunctella (Indianmeal moth), 9623 nucleotides long. It is a transcript of the gene RhoGAPp190, whose product is annotated as Rho GTPase activating protein p190. Lineage: Eukaryota; Metazoa; Arthropoda; Insecta; Lepidoptera; Pyralidae. Gene Ontology annotation, molecular function: GTP binding; GTPase activity; GTPase activator activity. The record is from RefSeq and is a predicted model, not a curated record. The coding region runs from base 633 to 5387 and encodes 1584 amino acids. The transcript is spliced from 39 exons. Gene Ontology annotation, cellular component: cytosol. Gene Ontology annotation, biological process: regulation of axonogenesis; regulation of cell size; Rho protein signal transduction.